Messenger RNA from Adineta steineri, 327 nucleotides. Lineage: Eukaryota; Metazoa; Rotifera; Eurotatoria; Adinetida; Adinetidae. The record is from the annotation of a GenBank genome assembly.
AUGUCAGCAUUGGAAAUCGACGCUCUUGAUACAUACUUAAAUGGCGAUAAUCAAGAAUCUCUAUUAGAUCCAACUGAACUUGAUCAAUUCUAUGCGUUUCUUACAGCAUAUCCGAACAUCGACGACGAUGAUACCAAUACAAGCGCCAUCGACGACGAUGAUAACGAUACAAUCAGCAUUGCCGAGGAUGAACCAAUCAUAAUUGAGAAUCAUAAUGGUUUAAUCAUUAUUGAGAACCAUCGUGGGUUAUUGAUCGUUGACAACAAUCGUCGAGCACUUAUUAUCAAUCAUGAUUCAGACGUGUUAACCAGCAACCAUCGUCAAUAA